AUGGCAACAACAACAACAGAUAUUGAUGACAAAACUAAUCAACACAAUUUUGCAGAACAUAAUAGAGAUCAUUUCAAUGAAAAUGCAGAAUCUUAUGAUAAACAUCCAUACGUAGAUUCGAUAGUGACUAAAUGUGCAAAUGCUAUUUUGGAAAGGGUUGGAGAUAAAUUCGACGAAGAAAAAACUGAGGUGAUGGAGUUUGCUUGUGGAACAGGUUUAUUAUCACAAAAAUUAUGCUCUCAUGUAAAGUCAAUUCUUGGCGUAGAUAUAUCGCAAAGUAUGGUGGAUGUAUAUAAUAGGAAAGCAUGGCAACAAGGUAUUCCCAAAGAUGAGAUGGAAGCUAUUUGUUUGGAGUUAAGCGAAGGCGAUCAAUUAAAUGGAAAAAAAUUUGAUUUUAUUAUUUGUGCAUCAUCGUAUCACCACAUUGAUGAUGUAUCAACAAUCACUAAGCUUUUAUCCACUUACCUGAAACCUGGUGAUGGACAACUGAUUGUUCUCGAUUUGAAAAAAAAUCUUCAUUCAAAGAAAUUUCAUGAGGGAAAACAUGGACAAGAAAACCAUGUUCAUAACGAUGUGAAUCAUAAAAGACAUAAAGACAAUGUUGAUAACGUUGUGGCUCAUAAAGGUGGGUUUGAUCCGGAUGAGUUGAAGCAAGUUUUCGUUGAAACUGGUCUAUUGAAAGAUGUUGAGGUUGAGGUGGCUUUUCGACUUGAAGAUAAAGAUUGUACUUUAGAAUAUUUAAUUGCUAGGGGAAAAAGGGGUUUUCCUUUGGACUAA
Messenger RNA from Entrophospora sp. SA101, 777 nucleotides. NCBI's taxonomy places the organism in Eukaryota, Fungi, Glomeromycota, Glomeromycetes, Entrophosporales, Entrophosporaceae. The record is from the annotation of a GenBank genome assembly.